AUGGACACAACGUCGAGGGAGGACAGACGGAGCGACUCAGAAAACGCAGACGGUAAUAGAUCGUCGGGGGAGUCGAGGGACGACCCAGUUGAAGGGGAUCAACAGAACAACAGUGACGAUGGAAACAACAGAAGUGAUCAUGGAAACAGUGAUGGUGGCAACCUAGUAGGUGGGGAAGAUCCACCGCAUAACAGCAGUGACAGUCAAAAGGAGAAGCAAAGCACCGAUGGCGUUUCCCACAAAAGCGAAAAGAGAGAGGAAGAAAAAGAAGAACUCAAAAUGGUGAAUGAAACGGAGGAAGAAAGACGGAAGAGAAAAUCCUCCAGAAGAGAGAAAAAAAAAAAGGAAUAUAAAAAAAGUGAACACUAUAGGAAGUAUUUCACCAAGAAGGAUGACCAGGGAGAUGCAUCCAGCAGGAAGAAGGACACUGGAGGUGAUUCUGACGAGAAUUUUUUUUCUGCAGAAAAAAAAAUAGGGAAAAAAAAUAACGACCAGCGUGCAAACAGAGGGGACCAAGUGGACGAACAUAAUGUGGACAUGUCCAUUUUUAAUGACGAGAAUGGAGCGUAUUCCAUUUUUUCGAGGUCCCCGGAUGGAAGACGCAGUCGAAGGGGUGGCACGUCUUCACCGUCGUCAUCCCCGCAGUCGUCAUCAAGGUCGUCCCCAUCCUCAUCACGCAGGUCUUCCUCCCGGUCUGGUUCUUCCGUUUCUUCUGCAUCUGCCUCCCGCUCGAGGGGGCAUCGGGAAGGUUCCAGUGGGAGUAGCCCAUCCGACCCGGAGAGCUCAGGGCGAUACCGUGAUGGGGACAGCGAAGGCAGUGGACGUAGUGGAAGAAGUAGGAAAAGUGGGAGAAGUAAGAGAAGUAGGAAAAGCCGCACUUCGGAAGAAGCUCCGCCUCUAAUUAGCAACAUUAAAGAGUUCUGUAGCAGCAUCAUCAUGGGGAGAAGUAACCAACCCGAGGGGACCUUGCCGUCAAGUGCCAUGAACAAAAAGAAGGAGUUCCUACUGAACAUUCUGUCGAACUCUAACGAAAUAAACAUACGGCUAAAUGGGAGCCAAGAUAAGGUACGGGACGUGAAAAAGGAUAAGGAAGACAUGAGGAAAAGCGGAAAAAUUAUGAAAAAUUUACUGAAUAUAGGAGAGAGGAACUACGCGGAAGAUGCGUAUUAUAGUAAGGCCAACAUUGUCACCUCGAAGAGUGCCCAGGGGGAUACUCAAACGGGGAGGACAACCGGGGUGGUGAAUGACAUGGUAGGGUUGCAACCCCCAGGGGAAGACGAUACAAUUGAAGUAGGAACCACUACAACCACCACGUACUUAGAACCAGGGAAAGAGCAACAGAUGAGGAGAAAAAUAAUGAUGAAGGGAAGACACAAAGGGGAACUGUUCCAAAAGGAAAAGUGGGAAAGUAACAAAAUGAGAAACAUAAGUUCAGUUUACGAUAAAUACAAAAUAUUACUAACGGAUAUAAAGUCAGGAGAGUAUCUAAACUCGAUAGAGUCUAAGCUAAAUGUUAUAGAGAAUUCUCUCCUGUGCAUGCAGGAUAUACAGGAUGGUGGCACAGAAGACAGGGUGGACGUGAAGAAGAAGCUCACCGAAUUGUUCGACACGGCUGUUGAUCGACUCAUGGAAAAUUACGAAGACGUGAAAAAGAAAAAUGAUGCGAAAAAGCUACACAAGGAGCAACUCAACCUUACGUGCGACUUUAACCUUUUCCUUCGCCUCUGCAAAACGAUGCUGAACGACCAACAAAUGGUCUACAAUAGCAGCAAGAAGAAUAUAAUUUUUUACAAUAAUAUUUGUAAGGUGAAUUAUGUGUUGGGGGUGAAUAGGAACAGGGACAUCCUCUUCAAUUUGCACUGCAGGAGGGGGUACUUGUCCCUUUCAGAGCGUGCCCCCCAAGGGGAGAACAAUACACAGCAGGUUGAUCGGCACAGGUACGGUGGAUCCCACCAAGGGGGAAUUACUUACCCCCCACGAAGGACCCACAUGUGUUACGACAAAAAGGGAAUCAUCGAACGGUUAAACAUUCUCUGGUUUUAUGAGCAGAAGGAGGAGGCGCACUAUUUACACCUAUACAAUUUAAAUAACCUAAAUAGUAAGGUAAUGUCUGUACCGGUGGACUCCCCCGUGGAGUGUAUCGACGUGGUGUUUCUAAACUCCUUUGUCCCCCUAGACUCCUUCUACAACUCAAUGAAGAACUACUACCUAAUGGUGGUAACGGAGUUCUCUUUCUACAUUUUUAACGUCCAUUUGUACUUCAAUUGUGAGGAGGACUAUAACAUAUCGAUCAGUGAGCAGCUCAUUUAUCAGAACAUCUACCCCUUCUACUUUAACAUUUACCUUUUUUUGCUCUUUAAAUUGGCGAAGGAGGAUAAGAAGAGGAGGUUCCUGUUCGUUAAGUCUUUUGAAAAGACGGAACGGAUCUUCCUCGGUGCCGACGAUGGGAACGUGUAUGAAUUCAUCUACGAAAGGGAACAGCUCUUCAAGCCUCUGAGCAUUUUUAAAAAAAUUAUUUUCACGACGCUGAGUGCUCUCAUCAGUGGGGUCAAUGAGGCGUUCUUUUCUCGUAACAGAUUGGAUGACGAUACGCUGCGUGAAGAUGACUCCUAUUUGGAUGAGGAGAAUCGAAGUCUGGGUGGCAGUUACACCCGCAGUUAUAGUGGCAGCGGGUCCGUCAGCAGUAGCUAUAGUAGGAGCAGCCCUCGAAGCAGAAGUGAACGAACGGGUAGGAGCACCUCGAAAAGUCACACCUCACGCAGCCGCACCUCACGCAGCCGAAGCAGGAGGACCCAACGAACGUUUCAAAGUAGUCCCAACAGGAUCAGUCCCAACAGAAGCAGCCCGCAUCGGAGCAGCCCUCGUCGGAGCAACUUGCGUAGUCGAAGUCACAGCCCCCAUGUGACAGGCCAACCCCCCCACACGCACCAACCAGACGAAGAAGAAGACACACUAAACGAGUACAACAAAAAUAUCUACUGUGAUGACAUUCAGCAAGUUCCAGUGAAGUAUCAUCUGAAGAAAAUAAUUAGCACAUAUUUCAUAAAAUAUUUUUCCUUUUUUAAAAAUAAAGUGAGGAAAAUGCUAGUGGAUAAUGAGAGAGCUAUUCUGUAUGUGCUUUAUGAGAAUAGUGACCUGUAUGUUAAGCUGCUCAACGAUAAUUUGGGUUCUGGUAAUUCUAGGAAUUACCUCUCUGAGACGAUCAUCUUCACGAAGGGUGACCUGGUUUCCGAGAUGAGUAAUAUUUACUUCGUGGAUGACAAUUGUUUUGGAUACCCGGAGGGAUUCAUGGGUGUCCCUCCCGGUGAGGCAUUUUACGGCGGAAUGGCGGGGCGAACCAUUAGCUCAAACCACGUAGGAGUUGGAGUGGGUAACUUGGGAGGUCCCAACUUUGGAAAUACGAACCUUGGAAGUACGAACCUUGGAAGUACGAAUUUUGGAAGUACGAACCUUGGAAGUACGAACUUUGGGAGCGGUCCAGCGAAAGGACAGCCGUCCGACAGGAACCGCUUCUUCUACCCGACGAAUUUAGAACACAGCGUGCUUAACAAGCUAAGCAUCAUUGACAUGCACAUAAACCACCUGCACGAGAGAAGCAAUGUAUGCCUCAAACUUGUAGACAAUAAUUGCAACAUUUAUUACCUCUCUCUGGUGAGGUCUCCUGAAACGAAUUCAUACAAAAUGGUGCUUAAGGAUUUUCAGAAUUUUCCCCAUAAGAAGGGGUUACAAAUUAACGACAAGGAGCACCAUAUUCUGUUCACUCAUCAGUUGAAGAAUUUGUUUGUCGUUCUUAAGAAGAGGAAAGUUAAGGUGCGGGAUGUAGGAGGAGCAGCAGGGGGGGUUCCCAAUAUGCCUACCGGUGGGGAGAACAACAACAGGAAGGACUCAACAACGGGUAGGCACCAAGUGGAUGGGAGGAUAGGUGGAGAGCCCUUUUCGCAGGGGCCUCAUAUGGGGAGGUUUCCCAUGAGGGGUGGAGUUAGCGACGCCCCCAAUUUACACCAUUUUUCCGAGGGGGAUAGGCGAAGGAACCACCGAGGAGGACCGAACGAAGAGCACUACACCGACGUGGAAAGCAUCCACGAAGGGGGCAGCAGCAGCGAAUACGAUAGUGAAAGGGGGGAAAAGGGACAGAGGAAACAGGAGCAGUCUCCUUCUUCCACCCCCCCCUACCCCUGUUACAAACUGAAGUUACUAACCACCUGCGAUGAAGGGAACGACCCAACCGUAGCAAUCAACCCAACACAGACGUCCACCUCCAAGAAAAGCAAGUUCCUCUUUAGGCAGUCCAAUGAGUACUACAUAAACGAAGAAAUUAUUGCCAUUUUGUACAAAAAGCGUAAUUCUAAUUUUCACGGGUUUUUUGAACAAACAGAGAAGAGCAACAUAAUUAGGGAUUUUUACCUGGACAGGAUUAGACAUGGCAGCAUAAACCGACUAGGGGGGAAGAAUGAGCAGAACGUGAUGAGAAUCGGCUAUGGCGGCAACUUGGACCCUAUGAGAGGGCCUAUGAGUGGGCCCAUGAGUGGACCUAUGAGUGGACCCUUGAGGGGAGACCCUGGUGGACAGGCGAUGUUUUACGGGGGAGGCCCCUCUGCGGUCAGCACAGGUGGGGUUUCCAAUCGUGGGGGGGUUGGUAAUCUUGGCGGUGUAGGUAGUCCUGUUGGUUUAGGUAGUCCUGUCAGUUUAGGUAGUCCUGCAGGUGUAGGUAGUCCUGUCGGGGGAGCGCCAAACUACUACGACGGCAACUUCCUCACGAACAACAACAGCAGUUUCUUCUUUAAGGGAGACGGAGGAGACUACCCCCGAAGGAAGCCCAUGAUCACUGAGCAGACACCGGGACGCCUGGAAAGCAUACCCCCGUUCUUCCUAAACGAACACACCGUAAGUGAGUACCACGAUUACUACGACCUCAUCAUAAUUACCAAGAAACGCAUCUACUACAUUAGCCAAAACAGCCGCACGCAAAUGGUAGAGAAAAUGGUGAAUCAUUUUUUAACGUACAAAAUGACCUCCCAAAAUAGGAACAUUAGAAGUGUGCUUCUGAAUGAGAUGCGUAUGCGGGGCGAGUGCAAUACGAAUGAACCCGUCACAGGGGGGUCUCCACCAAUGGUUGGGACAACACCUACCCCUGUGGUAACAGGUACGACGGUGGGCACCCCUGUGGUAACCGCUACCCUGGACCCGAGUCAGCACGAAAUGGCCUACCACUACUACGUUAACCAGAUCAUUAAGCUGGUGUCGAGGGAUGAGUUCCUGUAUGUCAUAUGGUGCAUGUUGUUGAACCAUGUGUAUAAACACGAGAUCAUGUGCUUUAACAACGUUCAUGGUAGUGGGGGUAGGAAAAUGCUUAGAGGCAGAAACCAUGGGUACCACAACGACUAUGGAGAUGGAAGUGACCAACACGGGGACAAUUCAAUGCAGGGUGUGUAUAGAAAUACUUACGGACAGAUGAACAGACGAGGAGAUUACUACGGAGGUCCAUCUUCUUACCCAAAUCAGAAGGGGAAGAAGAAGGGACAAAGAGCAGUUCAUUUCGAGGGAGGGUUAAAUGAAAACGUAAGAGGGGCAUCUCCCUCUGCAGCGACUCUAAGAAGACGACGGAGAAGACGUGAUCACAGCAGAAGCAGCAACAGUAGCACGAGCAGCACCAUGGGGGGAAGUGAGUACGGAAGGAUGAAACAAACGGGAUAUAGAAAAGGUGCAACCAACCAAAUAGACUACGAUAUUCUAAACAAAAUAUAUAGGCCGACUCCGUUCAAGUUUGGCUUCCUGGAUAAAGACGCAGACUACAUUAUAAAACAAGGGAAGCUUCAAAGAGCCAUGGAGUUGGAAAUUAAGACGAGAAAAAUUAAGGGAAUAAAUCACCUCUUUGACGAUACGAUGGAAAAUUUAGAGGGAGAAGAAGAGAAAGACGAGGACGAUGACGGUGGUAAUAGCCGCACAGGUGGAAGGUCCCUUCGCAUGUUGAAAGGUGACCCUGUCACGGACCCAUCUAAUGAGAAAUUGCUUCAGAACAAUUCUGGUUAUUACAACUUUUUCAAUGUGUGCCAGAAGAGAGCCACGAAGGAAAAGCUUCUACAGGCGGAAAGGAACAGAAGUGGCAAUUUCGCCUUUGAAUAUCUAACGAACAAAAACUUCGACCUCCUUUUUUUGAAAACUGUAAACAUGUACCAUAAUUCGAUGCAUGUUCUGUCGAGGGGGUUGCUGCUUCUACUCAGUCGUCUUCUCAAACCGGUUAUGUUUAUUCAUUUGUUUUCCUACGAGCGGUACCGAGACACGCACGUUUUUAAGUGUGCAGGAAGGAGUGCUGACGGGCGUAGUACUGGUGAACGAAGUGGUGACGUAAGAAGUGCCGGUGUCCCUUGGAAGACCAGAAAAGUAAUGCGAACGUCGGAGGGGGCCAGGUACGAAGGUAACGUGGGCAUUUCAGUCAUUUCGAAGGAGAGAAACGAUGAAAAUGAGGAAUCCUUCUACAGCAUGAAAGACUUCUGCAUUAUCCGAAUGAAUGACGAAGAAAUGUAUACGAAGAAGAAGCGCAAGAGAAAUUGGUACGAAGGGAAUGAUGACGUAUACAUACUGACGGGGAAUGUCCCGUUAGACUGUUGCCUCAAUUUGAUCGAGAAGCUAAAGUGCCUGAACCUAUGCGUCAGCAUCAUCCUUACUACUCUGUUGAAAAAGAAGAAGGAUUUUUCAGAAAAAAUUAAAGGAUUGAACGACCCAUCCAUUGCAAACGUUUACUCAGACUACACUGUCCUAAUGACGAAUGAAGUGAAUGAGUUCUAUGCUAUUCUGAACUUUAUAAACUUUAGCAUCGAGUAUCUCCUCAUCUAUUCUAUCCUCAUUUGUGACUACUACAAAAACAAGACUAUAAUGAGAAAAAAAAAUAUUGGCACGAACCAAAAUUUUCUCUACCUACCUAGUACCCUCUUCGACCUACUCAUCAAAUGCAAUUUUAUGAAAACGUAUUUAAGCAAAACGUACAGGGAUAUUCUGAAGCAGUGCCUCUUUAACGUUAUAAAGUCGGGAAAGUACAUCCCCGUGGAUUUUUUCCAAGGGUAUAUAAUUCACAAGAAUGAAUUUCUGGCACUCUUCCUGAUUAAGAAAAUUGAGGAGGAGGUUUACAUGAAGAAGAAAAUGAAAAUAAAAAACGACUACGGAAUGUUUCGUGGUUCAGGAGGACCUGGUGCACGUGGCCUCGGUGCAGGGUUUUCGAACGGAGGAGACGGCCACAAUGGGGGAAGCUUUCUCAGUGGUGGAAGUGCUAUUGGGAGGGAGACGUCCGCACUGGAGAAAUUCGACGAUCUGCUGGCGUCUGAAAAACGGGCGGAACAUUUCAUACACGAGAAUUUGAAGGACGCCCUCAUCAGUAUUAACAUUUUCAAGCUGAUCAUUCUCCUCUACAAAGCAGACUACUACCGUUGUGCCAGCACACUGAUCAGUCUAUACAUAGAUGCGUAUAAGAAGAAAUUCCUAAUGGAGGGAGGGAAGAAGGGAAAAAGGGACAAGUUUAUUGAAAAAAAAAACACCUCCUGGUUGACACAUGAAAUAUUGUUUUGUCACCCAAAUGGGGAGAAGAGAUCCACCACAGGGAAGAGAGUGCCCAUUCUGAUGAACAACAUGGACGUGGAAUAUACAUAUGACUACUUUGUCCUUUUCGAAAACUGUUUCUUCCCAGUUGAAAAAAUAGUACACGUGAAUUAUACAAAAUAUCUACUCAAAAAUAAUGAAAAAAAAAAAAAAAAAAUUAAAACAUUUUUGACAACCCUGCUAGAAUAUUCCAGUGACGUAAAUUUGCACUUCUUCAUUUUUAACCUCAUCUUAUACAAAUGCGAUAAUCAGUUUCCUUGUCCCAUUUCAGAGCUCAGAAUAUCCCCCCACCUUUACUACUUCAUCAAGCUGAACGAUAUGAACAUACCAGAUGCUUAUGUGUAUUACUUUUCGGAGAGGAAAUAUCAGGACAUGGUAAUUUUUUACGCCAGGCAGAGUUUCUGCGCGUGGGGAGAGCCCCACCCGUGGAAGCCCACCCUGAGGACGCUCUACCAGAGCGAGGUGCAGGGGAGGGACAACCCGACUGAACAACCAACGGAUCAACCGGAGAAGCAGAGAGAAAAGCGAACGGAAGGGGAAAGUGCCCACCGGGGGAGCCACCCGUUGGGGAAGAAAGGCACCAUUCUGGGUGAGAAGGACAAGCGGGCAUCUGUCAAGGGGAACUCACCCACGGUGGCACCUACCCCUUUGGGAAAUAACCCCCCGAAAGGGUCCCUCCAUCAGGAAGACGCCACCAAUAUACAUGGUAGAAGGGAAUUCACUACUGAUGAAGACGUUGGGAUGGAACCUACUAUGGAAUACGACGACCUCCACAGCAGCGAACUGCUGGCCGAACUGGCCCACAACAACUACAUCUAUGAAAACAACUUCAUUGGAAAUAGCUACCUAAUGUCGAACCCUAUGUAUACGCAUGAAACGAAGGAAAUUUUUACCAGCAUUUAUAAGUACCUCUACUCCAUUUUGUCCUACCCGAGUUUAAAAAAGAGGAUCGAGUUUGUGGAAUGUUGCAUGAGAGCGAAAAUAUUCAUCAUACAAUAUAGUGCUAGAAGUUUGAAGGGGACGGGUUUGCACAAGAACACCUUCCUGAGUGAAUACCUGGAUGUGUAUGCACGUGGUGGGGGGUUAUCCCAAGGGGGAAAGAGCCAAGGGAAUGGGGUGGACGAUCGAAUGAAUGAACGAGCAAGGAAGAAGAAGGCCCUACAUGAGUUACUAAACACGAGCGUGGCCUUGAAAAAGGAGGUCAUAAAAAAUUAUUACACAAUCGAUAAGGGAAUCCCAUACGAUGCAACCUUUUCAAACACCCUCAAAGAACUAAUCACCCGAAAUAGUUGCUUUUUCAAACCAAAGGAGGAUUACCUGCAAAAACAGAGCACAUACUUCCUCCACCUGAAGGAGAUCAAAAAAUGCAGAACGGCACUAAAUUACCAGAAGUUGCUCUUUCACGAAAUUAUAAAUUUGUUCGUUUUUUAUGUGUACAAAUUUUGCAAUUGGGAUGUGGUGAAAAAUUAUUUUCCCGUUUUGAUGGUAGGAAGGAGGGAAGAUCUACUACAAGUGUUAAUCCAUUUAGAGAAUAUGAACAAGGAAGAGAUGGAUAUUGUGAAAAAGUCAUUUUCCAACAUGUAUGAAUAUCUGUCGAAAAGUAAAUUUGAGCAUAUAGACGACGUGAUAACAGAUUACAAUUAUAAAAUAAAAAAUCACCUGAACGGCAAGGUAAAUUUGACACGAAUUGUAGACAUCAUUGAUACGUUCAAGGAGUACCUUUUUACAAUACAAAAAUGUAUUCACUCGAAGGAGGAACUAAAGGAUAGGAUAUUCUUUAACAGUAAGUUCCUUUUUCAGAAUUUUUUGCCAUCCUUUAAUUUGCUAAAGUUAAUAAUUCUGUGCGAUAAGAAAAAAGAAAAAAUAAAAAAUAUGAACACGAAUUGUUUUUCAACAGUAAAUCACAUGAUCAAGAAUGACGCAUCCAAAUGUAGUUCCCGUACUUUUGCCAAAUAUUCUUUUUACUUCGAGAGGUUACUUGACUUUGCCUUUUCCCUAUCCAUCACUUUUGAGAACGUUAACUUCGUCAUCAAUUAUAUUGGCGACGUAAUAAAGCUGAAUGACCUGAAGUUUAAAAAUUGCCUUUAUCUGCUGGUAACGGUGAAGCUGCACAAGUUUAUGAACAAUCUGUUUGAAAUGCAAAAGGUUAGGAGUCUCCUGAAGAACAAGGUGGAGUUGCUACGGAAGAGACAGCACAAUUCUGCGGGGCCUUUGCACCUGCUUUAUUUUUUGAACUGCGUUCCAUUAAUUUACUUGGAUCCCCAGAUGAACGUCAUUCUGAUUAAUGAGUCGUAUGAAUAUACGGUAAACCAGGACAAAAUUAUUUUUUCCAAACUUUCUCCCUUUUCGCUCGUCUCCAAGGCGGUAAACCACAAACUGAGGAGUGUCUAUUCGUACCACGACUACACGGAUAACUACAAUGGGGAGGGCCAAACGGACGAGCAGUGCACAGGGGAGGAUGACGUAGACCAAACAAACGAAGUGAACAGCAGGACCUCCGUGGAGGACUUCCUGGCCAAGAAGAUCCAGCGGAACAGCGCAGCCAUAGACCGCAAUGACAGGAAGGCCCUCUACCACCUUUACAAUGUGAAUUACUGCCUUAACGAAAAUAACUACGGUUACCCUGCACACGGGGGAACAUCCACCGGUGGGAAAGGUGCCCAGAACGCUGCCCCACCAGCUCCGGAACUCAUCGUCUUGACGUAUAAGAACUACUGCUCCUACAUUGUGUGGAUUGCCAACCUCCUCCUGAAUCAUAAGAUUGAAUACAAGGCGUUGAUCAAUGUGUAUCUGAACAUACAAAGCAACGUUAAACACCAGAAAGCGUCCCAAAUGGAAGAGCACGAAAUUGCAGUUAUACUUUACUACCUGUUCACCAUGUGGAUCAACGGAGACAAGAACAACUGUUCCUUCUUCUUUUACAAUGAGGAAAAGAGUUUUAACGAGCAGAACAAUAUUGGCUGUUUUUUGAAGGACAAAAAUGGACAGGUCGAAUACAUAAACAACUAUUCGCUGAUCACCUUGUUGAAGGAGCUGCUUUCCAGGGCGGAGUUUUACUUCGAGUACACAUCGGAUGCGGCUUCUCGGAAUUACGAUAUCAGCUGCAUCAUUUUGGACCCCUCCAUAUAUGACACUGAAAAGGUGAGCAAGUCUUCCGUUGAUAUUUUGAAAAAAUUUUUCGACAGCAUUUAUGACACCUUUAAUGAGGUCAUGGCAAAGAUGCCCGUACUGAACCACAUCGUGGAGUUCCAGGCGAUUCAGGCCUUCCUCAAACGCUUCAAGGUCUACUUGGAGGAGAUCGCCUGCAGGAUCACGCUCAGUGAGGGCCCCUUCCUCUGA
Plasmodium coatneyi is the source of this 10929-nucleotide messenger RNA. RefSeq lists its product as uncharacterized. The coding region runs from base 1 to 10929 and encodes 3642 amino acids. Lineage: Eukaryota; Apicomplexa; Aconoidasida; Haemosporida; Plasmodiidae. The transcript has a single exon. The record is from RefSeq and is a predicted model, not a curated record.